Messenger RNA from Protopolystoma xenopodis, 366 nucleotides. The record is from the annotation of a GenBank genome assembly. Lineage: Eukaryota; Metazoa; Platyhelminthes; Monogenea; Polystomatidea; Polystomatidae.
AUGAAUGUGAUUCCAAACGUUUCCAGUCAUUUUGUGUGCAUUGGAGCAAAUCGGCGCCAAUUCGGUGCGAAAACUCUCACGACGCUACCGGAGGCUGGUGGCAUACUUUCCGAGCAGACCUGCUGUCAACCUCGACAGCCAAAGGCAACCUCUCUCGGUACGUGUUCAUCUUCAAUUCGUCAGUCAGUUAUCCCUUCUUGGUCAGCCACAUCAGCCGUCGAUAAAAACCAUCGCCUCAGCCCCAUUUGGGUUUCCCGGUUUAUCCGGUGUUUCGAUUCCUUGCUGGAAAAGAAUUCACUUGACAACGUUUUGACAACGACAUCACAAGGCCUAUGGAUGAGUUACACGUUAGGCUACAGGGCUUAG